Messenger RNA from Acaulospora colombiana, 461 nucleotides. The record is from the annotation of a GenBank genome assembly. NCBI's taxonomy places the organism in Eukaryota, Fungi, Glomeromycota, Glomeromycetes, Diversisporales, Acaulosporaceae.
GUUCGAGAGGGGUUCGAGGAGCAAUCUGGUUACUGCCGAUCAAAGCAGUCGUGCCAGUGUUGGGAAUGUUUUCUCCGAGGGGGAUGGCUGGAGGGGGGUCAGCAUGGGGGGAUGUCGAAGAAGAGGACAAGAAUGAAGAUACGACAGAUGAAAAGAGGGAAGAGGGGGAUGCACAAACAGGAGGGCAAAAAGUAUGGGUCUUAUACCCCAGCAAGCUCCCUUUACAAUCAGACUUGACAGAAACUGCCGUCCAAUCAUGUGCUGGGUUCCUUGCGGAAUACAAGGCUUACAUUGAGACACUUUGGGCCCUUAUGGCGGCCUCAUUGAGGCUGGAAACAUGCACAAAACACGAUGCACUUUUUUUUCCUUUCCUGGGGGAAAUGCCCACGCCCCGACCCCGACAGCUAAUACAAAAGUCCCGACUCCCGCCCACCAUUACGCAUCCGUCGGGGUUCCAAUGA